UGUGCAUGUCUCAGUCAGAGCGCCCCAGAGCUGCUCUGUGCUACGGACCUGCAGAGCGGAGGAGCCGUGGCCAGAUGAAACUGGAUUACGCAAUCAGAGAAGAGGAAAAACUCAACCGACAUGAAGAUUUGUGUGUGUGUUGUUCCGUCAUGUUGUGCAUGUUAAAGGUGGAUUAGUGUGAGUGGGAGUGGGUGUGAUACCAUGUCUGAGGACAUGAUGAACUGCACCAUCGGGCAUGAGAUCCACCAGUACCUUUUCUCCUGUGUGUACAUACUUGUACUAUUGGUGGGCGUCCCUUCCAACCUGUACUCUCUGUACCACGCCGCCCUGCAGCUCAAGCAGAACAACGAGCUGGGAGUUUAUUUGAUGAACCUCACCGUGUCUGAUCUGUUGUACCUGGCGUCCUUACCACUGUGGCUACAGUAUUUCUUUCAGGACGAUGACUGGAGCCACAGGGAGUGGUUGUGUCAGCUCUGCGGCUUCCUGCUCUACGAGAACAUCUACAUCAGCAUUGGUUUCCUUUGCUGCAUCAGCCUGGAUCGCUACUUGGCUGUGGUGCACCCGUUAAGGUUCACCUCUCUGCGCUCCAUGAGAGCCGCGUGGCUCGUUAGCCUCGUUAUCUGGCUCAAAGAGAUCGCCGUCGGUGUGGUUUUCUUCCGCCAUAAAGAACUGAGCAAAGACCGGAAGAACCAAUCAGUGUGCUUUGAGCACUACCCCAUGCAGUCGUGGGAGUAUCCCAUCAACUAUUACCGCUUCACUGUUGGCUUCAUGUUCCCGCUGGCUAUUCUAUCGGUCAGCUACCUGUGUGUUCUCCGUGCCGUGGGUCGCAGCGCUGGGACUCAGCCGGACCAGAAGACGAGGAUCAAGCAGUUGGUCAGCAGCACCAUCCUCAUCUUCCUCGUGUGCUUCUCCCCCUACCACGUCUUCCUGUUGGUGCGCACCCUGCUGGAGAGAGACUGCAACUUCAUCACAGAAAUAUUUAACUACUACCACCUGUCGUUGUUGCUGACCACCCUGAACUGCGUGGCCGACCCCGCUCUCUACUGUUUCGUAAGCGAAAGUGCCCGCCGUGGCCUCUACAGAGUCAUAGUCAAACCUAUUGCAAGAAUUCUUUGCUGCUGUUGUCGCCGUGGCAACACCAACCCCGCCAACCCAGCCACCGAUUCCCAGGAGGUCGCCACGGACGAAAACAACGGACCUCCGACCGUGAUGCUGCUCACACACACCAGCGGGCUCAAUAACCUCAAAGCAUACGAUCUCAGCAAAAACCCAAAUUUCAUCUCACAGACUGAUGAAAAAACGUUGAUACCCCUUAAUGUACAGAAUAAUGGAAACUCUGACACCUGUGCUGGCGGGAAUGGGAAGGCCAGCUGUGUGAUAGGCAUAGAAGAGCCGUCCAGACACAAAGAGGACUGAAGAGACCACAAUCCUCCAUCACAGUGUUUCCCCUACCAUUAUAACCCUCUUUCUGAAGGGGGAUCGGUAGGUCACGGCUUACUCAGUGGUUAGUGAAUCCUGAACUAAAGUUGUGUUGGUCAGUUGUAAGUGAUUAUUAACAAUAAUGUGUUCAUAGUGACCUGUAAAAAAGAUGUUGAUGAAAUGGUCCCUGUGUGAUGAAGUAGCAGCACGGAGCGUUCAGUAUGAGAACAAACACGAUAACAAGUGAACCUGAUGCCACCACAUCCUGUACAUGGCAGCUCAUUUCAUACUACAGCGAUACAAUUCCUUUCAUAAUAAAUGUAUGGAUUAGUUUAUGUUUUUCUAUCUUGUCUCGUGAUGAGAAAACUCUUUGUUUGAAAUGGAACUCUGUUUGGGUGUGAAUACAUUUAAGUUGUCCAUUAAUAUACAUUAAUAUAUGUAGCUUCUGUGCACUUCAGCAUAGAAACGUUGAAUUGGAAGUCAUUCACUUUAAAGCGUUAUACUUUAAACAGUGUAAUCGAAUAUAUGGCCAAUAAUUGAGAAAUAAUUGAUAAGGGAACCCUUAACAUGUAACAUGUAACGUGUGGCAGCAGGAUAAAGUCAGCUAACUGCCAUGAUAUGACGUUAUGCGCUAGCUAAAAUUAGCCACCAAAUGCUAGUUGUCGUAUCAGACCCAUGAUGCUGGUAGGAGCUUGAUGUUAAAAGGGCUCAUGAAUUGAGCAUAUAUAUAACCGGAUUUGUUAUUUAUUUUGUUAGAAGUGUUUUUUUUUAUUUAAACGGUAAUCUCUAAAUGACAUAACUGUGCUCCCCUUGCUACUUGUUUCAAAACUUUCACUCCAACUUUCCCCUCAACUUUAAAGUUUGUAAUACCCUGCAUUUGUUUUGUAUUUGUGAAGUCCUGAUAUUUAAUGUUGAAUAUAUUCUAAAAAAGGCCGGUUGAUACUCUGUAAGCGAUGGCGUUACAUUUCCAUUUAGGGGUCAGUGAAUGCAGCAUGCGACAGGCUCUAAAGGGGUCUGUCUAUUGGUUCCCAACAUCAGCAUGCAUCCGUGUUUAGAGAAGAAACAUCCUAUAAUGCGUGCUAUUGCAUGCAUACUACAUGGAAUUACUGUCAAAUUUUCAAAAAUAUGAAAUUAACUGUGACUUUAUGGUUCAAUAUUGAAUUAUUACAGAAUAUCUAACAUUAUGGUGAAAGUCAUUUAUUAUGAAACUAUUAACAUGGUCAAAGAUGCUUGUCGAUGAUAAUUGCUUA
This is a messenger RNA of Pungitius pungitius (ninespine stickleback), 2669 nucleotides long. It is a transcript of the gene gpr68, whose product is annotated as ovarian cancer G-protein coupled receptor 1. Gene Ontology annotation, cellular component: membrane. The coding region runs from base 202 to 1416 and encodes 404 amino acids. The transcript has 7 exons. Gene Ontology annotation, molecular function: G protein-coupled receptor activity. The record is from RefSeq and is a predicted model, not a curated record. Gene Ontology annotation, biological process: cellular response to pH; G protein-coupled receptor signaling pathway. NCBI's taxonomy places the organism in Eukaryota, Metazoa, Chordata, Actinopteri, Perciformes, Gasterosteidae.